Lathyrus sativus (Indian pea) is the source of this 1656-nucleotide messenger RNA. Lineage: Eukaryota; Viridiplantae; Streptophyta; Magnoliopsida; Fabales; Fabaceae. The record is from the annotation of a GenBank genome assembly.
AUGAGAGUUCCUCCUCCUGCAGUUUCCUCAUCAUCAUCAUCUUCCCCAAAACUCACCACCACCCAAAACACCGUCCUCACCACCACUCCCAACCCAACAACCACCACCACCACCACUUUGUGCUACGAGCCCCGCUCCGUUCUCGAACUCUGCCGUAGUCCCAGUCCUGAAAAGAAACCAACACAACAAGAACAAGAACAAGAACAUCUAGAAGUGGAAGAGGAUCAUGCCGCCUUGCCUAAUUUGGAUUGGUGGGACUCCAUCAUGAAGGAUUUGGGUUUACAAGACGACUCUUCUACACCCAUAAUACCACUUUUGAAAAACACUAACACCGCCCACGAAAAUUCUAACCCAACACCAUGCAUCCCUGAAAUUUACCCAAACCCUUCUCAAGACCAAUUUGAUCAAACCCAAGAUUUCACUUCUCUCUCAGAUAUUUACUCUAAUAACCAAAACCUGCCCUAUAAUUACCCAAACACAAACACUAAUCUGGAUCAUUUACUUCAUGACUUCAAUAACAACCAACACACCAACAAUAAUAAUAACAAUAGUAAUUGGGAUUUCAUCGAAGAGCUUAUUCGUGCCGCGGAUUGUUUCGAUAACAAUCAUCUUCAACUAGCUCAGGCCAUAUUGGAACGGCUCAAUCAACGGCUAAGAUCUCCUUCUGGUAAACCGUUACACCGAGCAGCGUUUCAUUUCAAAGACGCUCUUCAAUCUCUUCUCUCCGGUUCGAACCGGACUAAUCCUCCGCGUCUUUCUUCCAUGGUGGAGAUUGUUCAGACCAUUAGAACGUUCAAGGCGUUUUCUGGAAUUUCACCAAUUCCUAUGUUUUCUAUUUUCACAACUAAUCAAGCGUUACUCGAAGCGCUUCAUGGAUCUUCGUUCAUGCAUGUUGUUGAUUUUGAAAUCGGACUUGGAAUUCAAUAUGCUUCUCUGAUGAAAGAGAUUGCUGAAAAGGCUGUUAACGGUUCGCCGCUUCUCCGUAUCACCGCGGUUGUGCCGGAGGAGUACGCUGUUGAAAGCAGGCUUAUUCGUGAGAAUCUCAACCAGUUUGCGCACGACCUUGGGAUUCGGGUGCAGGUUGAUUUUGUGCCGUUGAGGACUUUUGAAACGGUGUCGUUUAAGGCGGUUAGGUUUGUCGACGGUGAGAAGACUGCGAUUCUAUUGACUCCAGCGAUAUUCUGUCGCCUUGGAUCCGACGGUACAGCUGCGUUUCUCUCGGAUGUUCGGAGGAUAACUCCCGGUGUGGUGGUUUUUGUUGAUGGUGAAGGAUGGACGGAGGCGGCAGCCGCGGCGUCGUUUCGUCGUGGAGUUGUGAAUAGCUUGGAGUUCUACUCGAUGAUGCUGGAGUCGCUGGAUGCGUCGGUGGCGGCGGGAGGAGGAGGAGAGUGGGCGCGGAGGAUCGAGAUGCUUCUUCUACGGCCGAAGAUAAUAGCGGCGGUGGAAGCUGCUGGAAGAAGAACAACACCGUGGCGAGAGGCGUUUUACGGUGCCGGAAUGAGGCCGGUGCAGUUGAGUCAGUUUGCUGAUUUUCAGGCGGAAUGCUUGCUCGCAAAGGUGCAAAUCAGAGGCUUCCACGUGGCAAAACGCCAAGCUGAGUUGGUGCUUUUCUGGCAUGAGAGGGCCAUGGUCGCCACGUCAGCUUGGCGAUGUUAG